AUGACGGAAAGGAUUCCCAUGUAUGAAUGCCACAAGCAUCGUCACUUCAUUCUACCACUCCGCUGUGGAAAACCAAAACGUUAUUUUACUUCUUGCCAGAGAUUAUGUGUGACUUGUUUUGUCAAUCAAUUUGAACAGAUGACCACCAAUAUUGCUGUUCGGGCCCUGCAGGACAUGGUGGUUCUCUUGCAGGACUGUUUUUUACCUUCUUCGGAUAAAGCAACAAGAGCAAUGAUGCAAUUGGCCAGUGAGGAUACCGAGUGGGAUUAUGAUAGCCGAGAAGCAGAAGAAUCAUUUCUUUCACUCUGGCGUUCAUUCUUAUCGUUUCAUGAUGUUUUACUGCAACUGACGAGAAAGUUAUGUACAUCUACCUCUUUACACCGUCAUGUUUCACUGUGUAGGGCGGCUCUCUCAUUUUUUAGUUUUCUCUUCAAUUUACUGGAUGUGAACCCGGUGUAUGUGUACAGAGCCAAUGUUCUGGCACUCCCCGUAGAGAGAAAUCACCUGGAUAUGAAGGACUGCAAUAAUAAUAAUAAUAAUAAUAAUAAUAAUAAUAAUAAUAAUAAUAAUAAUAAUAAUAAUAUUGUUGAUGAUAAUACUUGUGGUGGUCUUAACAAUGAUAAUGAUAACGAUGUUAAAGAUAUUGUAGGAUCUUGGCGUAUUCUAUUGAUUGAAUUAACACGUUGUAUCUGUGAUGGAGUGUUGGAAGGACUCCCGCAGGAUGGGAAUUCCCCUACCGGUCUUCUUUUUCUUACAGACUUAUCCGAUUCAAAUCCUGUGUUUCUACAGAUGCUUUCAGAACAUUGCCUCUCCCACGUGUGUGCGUUGGUCAUGCCGUUAAGAGAUGCAUAUAGAGUAGAGUUGGCAUUGUAUUUACUCCAUCAAGUGUUUGAAUUCUCUACUGGACGUCCAGCAUGGUUAGAGAAUCUCACAUGUGUGGUAGUGUCUAUCAGAGACUGGGCCACACAAGGGUUUUCUUUUCUGGAUUAUUUGGCUUGGGCACUAAAGACAUUUCGAGAUGAUGAACCUGUUGUGGUGAAUGCACUUUGUCUCGCAAGAUUUAUUACAAAGUAUGAAACGACGAAAAGAGGGAUAUUACUACCACUAGUAAAAGAAAGGGAUGAGAAUGAGAAUUUAUUUCCAUGUAUGCCGUUAGAACUUGUACGUAAUUUAACAUUUCUCCUUUUACAUCUCAACCCAGAUGUGGUUAUUGCCGCAGCUGAAACCCUGCAAGGAGUUAUCAUGACUACACAGUCCUUUAAGGAUUGCGUUGAUAUUCCAGACUACAUCAUUGAAUCACUUCGAACAGCCACAGUGGAUUCGGCCGUGGCAUUAGUGCAGUUACUCAACCAACUCCCAACGGAGAUGAUUCCCAGCGGCCCAACACUUCGGGUUUUCUUUGAGCUUGUCGCUGUGAGCGGCAAAGCCUUUGAGGAUGCGGUGGUGGGUCCACACUUCGUGGCCGUCCUCAGCGAUCGCCUCACAAACCUCAACGAGGCCGCCCAGCAGAUGGUCGGCACCGCGCAGACGGGAAAUAUCAUCUCACUGCGUUGUUUUCUCCUGCAGCUCCGCAGUCUGCAGUCGGCCUGCGGGGGCGAAGGGCGGUCUAUUCUCCCAGAGACCAUCGCCCUCAUGGCAAAUACACUCCUGCGUCUAUUGGCAGACUCCUGCGGGGGUAAUUGCACAGAGAAUAAUAAUAAUAAUAAUAAUAAUAAUAAUAAUAAUAAUAAUAAUAAUAAUAAUAAUAAUAAUAAUAAUGGGGAAGAAGAGGAAGAAGAAGAAGAAGAAGAAGGGAAAGUGGGAGAUUGGCCUUUUGGGAAUCGUCUCAUGUCACUUCGUCCGGAAACACUCAGUAGCCUCUGUUGUGCAGUGGCAUUUCUUCUUCCCUAUUCUCAGACGGCUCUCAUGCAUCUCGCGGUUGAAAUCCUCGCAGAAGUUUUGCGGCAGUUUUUAAAUUGGACUUCAAUGCAAGUGGAUAAUUGUAUUGGAACAGACAGAAAUGCCGCAGAUGCGUUACUUGUGCUUGCGGCCACUGUGUUUGAUCAUGUUGUUGGUGAUGCAAGUGGAAAGAACAUGAUCGAUGGAUUACUAAAACGACAAGUAACCGUUUUGCUUCAUCAUGAUCUUCUCACUCUCUUACUUCGCGUUCCAAGUGAUUCGAUUACACUACGAUCACAGAUGGUGUAUAAUUUUAUGCGAAUAGCGGAAGCGAAUCGUGCGAGUAUUGAUUUGGUUUUACCAGAUUCAUUUGUUUUGGAUGAUUCCACAUCAUCACAGUUAUUACUAGAAAAGUCAUUCUGUCGUUAUCCUCAUUGGGCCGCUUCUUUAUUGCUUGCACUUGCAAUGACUGAUUGUCCACAACCAGUAUCUGUGGAGAUGUUAGAUGACUUUUUUCUUAGACAAAUGACGCUACUUCCAUGGUUCUCAGAUGCGACCACACAUCCAUGGGCACAACAACAUAAUACAGAUAAGAGAGAUGGUGGUAACUACGAUAAUAUCAAUAGUAAUCACAAUAAUAAUAACAAUAACAGUGAAAUUAAAAUAGGUGAUAAGGAUUCUGCUAUGGCUGUUCUUACUGCAUUAAAAACAUGUGCUGCUUAUUUUAAAUGGAGAGGUGAAUUACCUCAAGGAAAUAUUAUGCAAUUGGAUGCCUGCUUUACCACAAAUAGAGUAUGUAAUGUCCCACAAGAGUAUUAUUCUGUCUUUUUUAAACUUUUUAGUUCAGCCCAAUCUUCUUGGAUAGAUGCAUUGGGAUUGUGUGGGUGGGGAAUAGUACUGCUAUCCAUUUUGGUUUCAUCUUCUAUUAUGCAUAUGGAAAGCAGUGAAGAUAACAAUCACGUGAAAGAAGCGCAAGAAUAUCUUUUUUCAAAUGAUUACUACCAACAGCAUAACAAUCAACUAAUCACUCUCUCACGUCUUGUGAUAAUUCAUACCCCCAAGUGUGGUUUAUUUCUUCUUCACCUUUUCGUGGCUACACGAAAGAUGGUUUCUUUAAAUUACCCAUUUAGCUGUCGUAUCCUUUCCUUCUUGUGUUAUUGUGUUUCUCUGGCUGUGUGUGAGGGAUCCAUCGCGGCGGAGAUAUUUAUUCGUCCACUGCUUGAACAACACAUAACGCCUUUCUUACUAUAUAGAGAGACUCCCGCUCUCGCAGCCUAUGUGGCUCGUCUGGUAGUAUUAGCGCUUGGGCGAUUGCCAAUCCACAUGGCGAGUUGUUGUGAUCACACACUGUUUAAAUGGGCUCUGCAGUACGUUCAUCAGCAAGAUACACAAGUGUAUGCAUGGCAAGUUAUAUUUUUACUGCUGGAACGCACACACGGAAGUGAGUUUGCCCUCCGACACGAAUCUGAACUGGAGGCAAAAUUAAAAAGUGGGGAAUCUCUUCAUUCCAUUCCAUUAUCAUCAUUAUCAUCAUCAUCUUCUUCUUCUAUGGUGGCUGCAUUGGCAACUGUUCGCUGGAUGGUGGAAGGGGCUAUGCGGCGACGAGGUGUACGCCGGGCCGUUCCUCUUCUCACAGCACCCGUGCGGGAGUGGGCUCUGUGCACACGGCAGUCAUCUACACUGCGUGCAUGCAUCGUCGCCGCCGUGGAGCAUCACACUCGAGAGAUCAUACCCGACGCUUCUCUUGUGGAAGCGGCGCCAAUGCUCUUGGCGUGGGUGAAUGAACUGUUUGCCCAACAACACACCACAGUGGCCGCCGCACGAUUAGCGUAUACAUUGAUACAACACGUGCCCCAACUCGCCGCCUCUCUAGAGGCAUUGGGAUUAUUUCUGCAGCUCACAACGGCCUCGCACAAAACACAGACAACCCCCAAUAAAUAUUCUCUCAACACGGUGGAAGAGCGGGCGUGGGUGUUUGCGGCCCUCAUCUCAACAUGGCCGCCGUGGGCCCAUGCCGCUGGUCUCAAAGCGGCCGUGGAGGCGUUUCUCUCAACAAUUGAACCCCCACGGCGGGAGAAUCGUGGAGUGAAGCGGACACGUGAGAAUUACACAGCAGACACCACUGUUUUCCUGCAGGAGAGAAAUGUGCGACGUGCGGUCCAGGCACUUGUGGAGGCAUGUGAAGAUCAAUCUGAAAAACAUGGUGAAUUUCCCAUGAGUCGUGCGAGGGACUUUUUUCUCAAUAGUGAAAACAAAGAAAUUGACAAUAAUGAUACGGAGAGGACAUAUCCAGUUGUAUUUGGGGUGAUUCACGAUGGAUGUGAGUUCUUUCUUCCAUGCUAA
Molecule: messenger RNA, 4221 nt
Organism: Trypanosoma theileri
Lineage: Eukaryota; Euglenozoa; Kinetoplastea; Trypanosomatida; Trypanosomatidae
Exons: 1
Coding region: 1-4221 (1406 amino acids)
Source: RefSeq, a predicted model, not a curated record